AUGUACUGCACCAGCGAGAACCCCAGCUUGACUGAGAACAAGGAGGCAAAUGAGCAAUCUUUGAUUCCAGUGACAUGGGUCUCUGAUGAGGAUUCAGAGAAUCCUUAUAACUGGUCGGCAACAAGAAAGGUGGCAGUGACAACACUUAUUUGCAUCUACACGUUCACGGUGUACUGCGGGUCAUCAAUAUACGUCCCAAGCGAAGAACAGGUAAUGGAAGAAUUUGGCGUUUCUGAGGUCGUCGCCUCCCUGGGCCUGGCUCUCUACGUCCUCGGCUAUGGCAUGGGACCCCUCCUCUUCUCCCCACUGAGUGAGAUCCCGCAUAUCGGCCGGAACCCGGUCUACAUCAGCACAUUUGCCAUCUUCAUCAUCCUGUCGGCCAUAGCCGGGGGCUUCUUCGGCAGCCCCUGUUUGGCGACUGGGGCAGCGUCCCUAAGUGACAUGUUUUCUGUCAUAUACAUGCCGUACACACUGGUAGGUUGGUCCGGUGCCAUGUACUGCGGCCCUGCGCUUGGGCCGUUGCUGUCCGGAUUCUCGGUAUCUGUCAAAGGGGAGGUUGCUAGUUGGCGCUGGUCAAUGUGGGAGAUAGUCUGGCUCGCAGGCUUUGUCUUCGUUCUGCUUGUAUUGUUUCUCCCCGAGACAUCGACGCCGACACUGCUAUUCUACAAGGCCAAACGUCUCCGACAAGAGACUGGUUCCGACCGAUUUGUCACCAUGGAUUCUAUGCGGUCUAAGGGGACCUCGCGCAGCCAACUGGUAAAGCUUGCUCUUAUCAAGCCGUUCGAGAUCACCCUCAAAGACCCUGCCAUUGCGUUUACGGAUCUUUAUACCUCUCUCACAUACGGAAUCUACUACUCUUUCUUCGAAGUCAUCCCCAUGGUAUAUCCUAAAGAAUACGGUUUCAACCUUGGCGAGACAAGCGCUGUGUUCGUCUCCGUCCUCAUCGCAUGCAUCAUCGGCGCAGUUUGGUAUUGCAUCUGGUACCGUGUCUUCGUCCAGCGCCGCUUCCAGCGUCUCGGCACUUUUGACGUCCAGGAGACCUUUCUGCGCCCCGGCCUUGUUGGUGUGCUGGGCGUUCCACUCGGCAUGUUUCUCUUCGGAUGGGCGGCGCGUGCGUCGGUUCCCUGGCCUGUGCCGACACUCGGUGUCGUCUUGUUUUGCGGGUGUUCAUUUGUUGUUGGACUGGGCAUCUUUAUACAUCUCCCCUUGAGCUAUCCGGAGUACGCGGCGAGCCUGUUUGCGGCCAAUGAUGCAUUGAGAAGCGCGUUUGCAGCGGGUGCGGUGCUUUUUGGGCGGCCUCUAUAUUUGAACUUGGGGGUGGGAAAGGGUUGUACAUUGCUUGGGGGAUUAAGCAUACCCCUGGUGAUAGGCUUUUGGUAUUUAUUCAUGUAUGGGGACAAGUUGAGGAAGAAGAGCAAGUUCACUGUUCAUGCGUAG
Molecule: messenger RNA, 1437 nt
Organism: Penicillium griseofulvum
Lineage: Eukaryota; Fungi; Ascomycota; Eurotiomycetes; Eurotiales; Aspergillaceae
Product: Major facilitator superfamily domain, general substrate transporter
Exons: 9
Coding region: 1-1437 (478 amino acids)
Biological process (GO): xenobiotic detoxification by transmembrane export across the plasma membrane
Molecular function (GO): fluconazole transmembrane transporter activity
Source: RefSeq, a predicted model, not a curated record